AUGGCAGUCAAUAUCUGUGCUCAGUCUAUCUCUUCAGGAACUAGAGCCAAAGAUUGCAUUGUUUCUGGUACGAUGGAUUCCAAAUUUCUCAAUCGGCCUCUGUUAGCGUUUAUCAAUAUGAGUCUUCGGACAAGUCGAAUUCCAGCAUUGCUUGCCGUAGCAUCUCUAGAAGUCCAAAAGGUGCAUCGAUGUCAACGAUACAUAUUGUCUUCGAAUUAUCUCAACUUCCAGUGGACUCGAAUUCCUGGUGCAUCCUCUGAUGCAGAUCUAGAGGCAGAGUUGCUGUUCUUGCCGAUUUUUAGAAAUUUCGCUCCAAUUCCAAUUCCAAUUCCAAUGAUACAUUUUGAGGUUUAA
Messenger RNA from Botrytis porri, 354 nucleotides. RefSeq lists its product as uncharacterized. Lineage: Eukaryota; Fungi; Ascomycota; Leotiomycetes; Helotiales; Sclerotiniaceae. The record is from RefSeq and is a predicted model, not a curated record. Bases 1 to 354 code for a protein of 117 amino acids. The transcript has 3 exons.